CCCGACCCUAAUUCGGGUUACUUCUUCGUUCUCAACAGAUUUUCUCGCAGUCAUACACAAACUCCGCGGCGGGAAAGCAGCCACUCUUCCAAUCCCCGCUUCUCUAAUAUUUUCUCAGUUCCACUCCUAGUUCGAAUUCCGGCGGUCUUUCCAAUGGAGGACAAGAUCGCUACAGCAGAGAAGAAGGUGCUUGUUGAGAUGGUGCGGUUGACCCAAAAGCGAGGAAUGAGAGGUAGUGAAGGAGACUGGAAGGAGUUUCUUAAUAGUCGUGACCCUAAGUUCGGGGCUAGCAUGAGUGACCCGUCUAAGAGGCCCAAUGAUUUGUUGAUUGCUUUUCUCAAGACAUUUAAUAAAGAGGAUGAUUUGAUGUUUUUGGAUAAAGUACUCCAGUGUAACGAGAAGCGCAAUUUUGUGAAGCAAGUAUCGCAGAUAACUCCAGGAAACGAAUCACCCGAGCAGAAGCUGGUCCGACUUACCCUUGAACACCCACAGUACCCAUUGGAAUAUUCAUUCCCGUCAUAUGAUAAGGAAUGGGUUGUUACAAAAUUUAGCCAAAAGUCUAAAGGACCAAAUUCAAAUUUGAUCUAUGCCAUUGACUGUGAGAUGGUUCUCUGUGAAGAUGGAACUGAGAACUUGGUGAGGGUUUGCAUGGUGGAUCGUGACUUACAAGUAAAAAUUGAUGAACUUGUGAAACCUAGAAAAGCUAUCAAGGACUAUAGAACUGAUAUAACUGGAAUUUCCCCUGGGGAUUUGGAUGGAGUUUCUUGUUCUUUGGCUGAUGUACAGAAAUCCAUUACAAAAUUCCUUUCACAUGGAAGAACUAUUUUGGUAGGCCACAGUCUGAACAAUGAUCUGCAAGCACUGAAAUUAGAUCACUCGAGGGUGAUUGACACUUCAUUUAUCUUCAAGUAUUCCAAUGGUUCUAUCUAUAGAAGGCCUUCUUUGAGUAAGCUGUGUAAGUCUGUCUUGGGCUAUGACCUUCGGAAGGAGGGUGCUCCACAUAAUUGUCUGGAUGAUGCUCAGGCUGCCAUGAAACUUGUUCUUGCGAAACUGGGGAGCAAAGCUGAUGAUACGAUUGCUAUAGCUGAUGAGGAUACACCUCAAGUUGGUAUGGAGAAACUACUUCUUCAUCGGAUACCAAUCAAUGUACCAAGUGAAGCAUUGGCUCGGGCUAUUCAUGGUGACUUUACCAUUGAACUUAAGCCACCUAAGAAAGGUCAAGGGGGGGAUAUAUACUCUGCACUUGCCAUUUUCAAGAAUCCCAAGGAGGCACAGCAAGCAUUUGAAGAGAUUGAAGGUAGCGCAGAUGAGGACUCAUCUGGACGGCCUCAAAAGCUCAUCAGAUUUCAACAUUCUGGAUCCAUUGUCAGUAUCUAUGUUCGCAAAAUGGGACAAAAGGACUUUGCAGACAAAUUCUCGUCUAAGAAGAGAGAUCUGGAGGUGAUUGAAAACAUAGUCAUGUCCAAAAAGCAGAAGACUGACAAUAAAAUGGAAAUUGAGACAAUUUCAAACUCAAGUAAAUGUUGCAACCAUGUGGAGGAGGUUGAAAGAUUGAAGCAAGAAUUGAAACGAAAGGAGGACUCGACUCACUGUUGUGAUCACGUGAAUGAGGUUGAGAGCCUGAAGGAAGAAUUAAGAAGGAAGGAUUAUGAACUUAGUAUCCUGCGUAAAACUAUCACCAUUGUGAAGAAGGAUAGCAAAAAGAAAAAAGGAAAGAAGAGGUAAAUUUUGCUUUUGAUUUAUGGCGAGAUUAUGAAGACAUCCACAAACAGUUCCAUCCUUCUAUUACGCCAAGAUUCAAUUCCCUACCGCCGGACGAAUAAUCUGACAUAAUUUAUUUGAAGACUCGGUUCCCUUGUAGAUUAUUGUACCAAUCUCGCAGGGGCAAGAGAAAAAGGGGUUCGACUUCCCGGUCUUAUUGCUGAAGAAUGGUAUCGUGUAUGGUUUGCCCCAACUGCUUCAAUAGGAGCUUAUUCUUAGAUUAUUGUACCAAUCUUGAAUGAGAGCUUUUUUUUUUGUUUCGCUUUGUGCACCAAGUUCAUUCAUUUUUCAACGUUUCUUUUUA
Molecule: messenger RNA, 2065 nt
Organism: Cucumis melo (muskmelon)
Lineage: Eukaryota; Viridiplantae; Streptophyta; Magnoliopsida; Cucurbitales; Cucurbitaceae
Product: small RNA degrading nuclease 1
Exons: 12
Coding region: 154-1725 (523 amino acids)
Cellular component (GO): nucleus
Molecular function (GO): exonuclease activity; nucleic acid binding
Source: RefSeq, a predicted model, not a curated record